Molecule: messenger RNA, 1596 nt
Organism: Mycena indigotica
Lineage: Eukaryota; Fungi; Basidiomycota; Agaricomycetes; Agaricales; Mycenaceae
Product: Cyclin N-terminal domain-containing protein
Exons: 5
Coding region: 1-1596 (531 amino acids)
Biological process (GO): G2/M transition of mitotic cell cycle; regulation of cyclin-dependent protein serine/threonine kinase activity
Cellular component (GO): centrosome; cyclin-dependent protein kinase holoenzyme complex; nucleus
Molecular function (GO): cyclin-dependent protein serine/threonine kinase regulator activity
Source: RefSeq, a predicted model, not a curated record
AUGGCCGCCCCCAAUGUCCGCCCACCUUUUCGCACACGCCCAGUUCAGCGCGCCAAAGCUGACGAAAACGCCAACAGUCGCCACGCCAGACAACUGUCGGGUCUAGCGAACAACGCAGGACCCGCUCGAUUCGUUCCCAAGGAGCUUUUGACGGGAAAGUCGCGUACUGCCCUCAGCGAGGUCGCCCUCAACAGAAAGGAGACUCUUGUCGUCGCAGGCAACGACAAGCCCGAAACUGGCUUCAAGCGCCCCAGCAACGACAAGCCUGAAAAUAGCUUCAAACGCCUCCGCUCCAACUCUUCCACCCUCCCUCCCCAACGCGUUCCUCUGGGUCCUGGUCGAGGGAUAGUCCACGUAACAAUCGUAAACCAUGUUGGUCCAAGUCGCAUACCAGCAGGUCGCGCUGUUCGUCCCUCUGUUGCCACCUCGAAAAGGCCUCUUCGAGUGGCACCCCCACGAGUAGCGGCGACAGAGCUUGUCCAAGAACAACUCAGAGAAACAGAAGACAACAUGAUUGAUAUCGACACGGAGGACGAAGACUUUAAGCUGUCGGAGUUCGACGACGCCAUGGCUAUUUCAGAGGCCGAAGUUGAUGAGCUCGAUGACGAAGACGAUGAAGAUGAAGGUACUGCUACCGGGCCAAAAGUCGUCCGGGUCUGGCCAGACAUUACACCAGAACGCGCUCUUCAAUACGAGAAGGAGGUUGAGGCUAUUCGACAAGCCUUCCAAGACGAUGUAGACAUCUACGACACGACUAUGGUCUCUGAAUACGCCGAUGAGAUUUUUGAAUACAUGAACGAUCUAGAGGCGCGUGCAUUUUUUAACCGAAUAGAGUCGAUGAUGCCUGGCGCCGACUAUAUGGAUCAUCAGAACGAGAUAACGUGGGCGAUGCGACAGACACUCGUUGACUGGCUCCUUCAAGUUCACCUUCGCUAUCAUAUGUUGCCCGAGACACUGUGGAUUGCCGUCAACAUCAUUGACCGCUUCCUGACCCACCGAACUGUGUCUCUUGUCAAGCUCCAGUUGGUUGGCGUCACCGCCAUGUUCAUUGCGGCCAAAUACGAGGAAAUUCUGGCGCCGUCGGUGGAGGAGUUUGUCUAUAUGACUGAGAACGGGUACAAUAAAGAAGAGAUCCUCAAGGGCGAGCGAAUCAUGCUUCAAACCCUCGAGUUCCGCAUUUCCCAAUACUGCUCGCCGUAUAGCUGGAUGCGCAAAAUCAGCAAGGCCGACGACUACGAUAUCCAGACCAGGACGCUCAGCAAGUUCUUGACGGAGGUUACGCUUUUGGACUAUAGAUUCGUGCGAGUAAAGCCGAGUCUUAUUGCAGCAGUUGGCAUGUAUUGUGCGCGGAGAAUGCUUGACGGCAAUUGGGACGAUGCUUUCGUUUUCCACUCUGGAUAUACGGAAGAGCAGCUGUUGCCUGGCCACGAGAUGCUGAUAGAGAAGCUUGCGGAGCGCAACUUUUCGCGUCAAUACGUCUGCAAAAAAUACUCGCACAAGAAAUUCCUCAAGGCGUCGGCGUUUGCCGUUGACUGGGCGAAGGCGCAAGUUUCGGGCAACGGAAAUCCCGUUGAGAGGAUGCUUCUCGAGGAGUGA